AUGUCUCUCGCCCGAAAUGUCGGACCCCUCGAAGGCUUCGACUAUGAAGCGCCGCCUGGAGUUACUCCUCAGCCUCCCAUUGGCACCGCCAUAGUUCCAGACGAGGAGGAACAGUCUCGCCUCCCUCUCCUUACCCCAGUGGCAUCCACAUCCACCAACAUUGCCAGGUCAAGAUCUCGACGCUUGAGCUUCGAUGCUUUUGCCCAGCCCGCUGCCCUCCUCGACCCCCCAGUUGAGAGAACGGAGCGCCGUGCUUCCGCCUACAAAGUCUCCAAUGCGAAACGAUUCGUUGUGACCGCAAUUGUGACCUGCUGGUUCGCGUCGGGUAUCACUUUUGGAUUUGCUGCUCUAAAGCCAAUUCUUAUUGCCGAAGGAAUAUACAGAGAUCUGUGUCCCGCAGACGAUGUCAAUGCCGACCGGGACCCCAGAAUCCCCUGUAACCAACAGGAUAUGCGUCUCAACCUCUUCUUCGCCGUCGCCUCCAUCACCGCGAACGUCGGAUCCCUCGCAGCGGGGACUGUGCUGGACCGUCUGGGCCGACGAGCCGCCUGGGUACUAGGCUGUCUCUUCUUCGCCGCCGGCUGCCUCUUCAUGGCCUACUCCUUCGUCAUCCCCCACUUCGACGGCUAUCUGGUGGGGAACUUCUUCCUCGGCCUAGGCGGCACGUUCCUCUUCGUACCCAGCUACCGGCUCGCCAACGCCUUCCCGCGCUACGCAGGCCUCAUCAUCGCCCUGGUCACCGGCGCCUUCGACGCCUCCGCCGCCGUCUUCCUCUUCUACCGCAUCGCCUACGACGCCACGGGGGGCCGCCCUUCCCUCGAGACCUUCUUCUUCUCCUACCUCGUCGUGCCGCUGCUGAUCCUCCUCGCCGAGUUCACCUACAUGCCGCGCCACCCCUACCAUUCCGCCGGCGAGCUCAAGGCCAAGAUCGAACACUCGGCCGACCACGCGCGCGACGUCCACGCAUCCGACGACGACAUCUCCGAAGAAGGCGAGCGCUUAGAUGUCCAGCAGAAACGCGCUGAGCGUCGACGCGCCCGCCGCGACGCGCUGGAGGAUCUCACCGGCGGACAGGAAGCCCGCGACGAGCGAGAUCGCGAGGAGGAGCACCGCCUUGAGGCGUCCGGUGUCUGGGGCAUGCUCCACGGCCUACCCGCCCACAGCCAGAUGAUGACGCCGUGGUUCAUACUCGUGCUGCUGCUCACGGCGCAUCAGAUGCUGCGUAUGAAUUUCAUCAUCGCUACCUUGCGAGCCCAGUACCGGCACAUGCUGGGCAGCGAUGAGCUGGCUGAGCGGGUGAACCACUUGUUCGACGCCGCGUUGCCCAUCGGUGGCGUCCUGGCCACGCCGUUUGUGGGAAUCCUGCUCCAUAGCUUUACGGUGCCGACCAUCUUUAUCGUGUUGACUGCAUUCAUUGUUGCCGUGUCGUUUCUCAACUGUCUGCCAUAUGUAUGGGCCGGUUAUGCCAUGGUCAUUGGAUUUUCCAUGUAUAGACCACUGUACUAUUCGGCCAUUUCGGACUACGCCACUAAAGUCUUUGGCUUCGCGACAUUUGGACGCAUCUAUGGCGCUCUCGUAUGCUUUUCGGGCUUCUUUAGUUUCGGCCAGUACGGUCUCGACGCCUGGACCCAUGGUCCUCUCGAGGGCGACCCUUUCCCCGUCAACAUCUUGUUGGCUACCACAGGCACCCUACUCGGCAUUACCCUGGUCGUCUUUAUGAUGGUGAAUAUCCGUCUCCAUGCAGAUGCGGUAAAGGAGAUCAAGGAUCAGGCAGGUCUGGAGAGGAUGCCGCUGAUCGGGGAAGAGGAGGAGCAUCAGACACAUGAUUACGGUUCUACAGAUACUCGGCGAUGA
This is a messenger RNA of Sodiomyces alkalinus F11, 1854 nucleotides long. Its product is annotated as MFS general substrate transporter. Gene Ontology annotation, biological process: transmembrane transport. NCBI's taxonomy places the organism in Eukaryota, Fungi, Ascomycota, Sordariomycetes, Glomerellales, Plectosphaerellaceae. The record is from RefSeq and is a predicted model, not a curated record. Gene Ontology annotation, molecular function: transmembrane transporter activity. Gene Ontology annotation, cellular component: fungal-type vacuole membrane. The transcript has 3 exons. The coding region runs from base 1 to 1854 and encodes 617 amino acids.